Molecule: messenger RNA, 2750 nt
Organism: Mercenaria mercenaria
Lineage: Eukaryota; Metazoa; Mollusca; Bivalvia; Venerida; Veneridae
Product: transcription initiation factor IIA subunit 2-like
Exons: 4
Coding region: 87-407 (106 amino acids)
Biological process (GO): transcription initiation at RNA polymerase II promoter; RNA polymerase II preinitiation complex assembly
Cellular component (GO): transcription factor TFIIA complex
Molecular function (GO): TBP-class protein binding; RNA polymerase II general transcription initiation factor activity
Source: RefSeq, a predicted model, not a curated record
UCAUUACAUGAAUUAUAACUUCCGGUAAAAAGUGCACCAACUUUUUUCUUGCAAUAUUUGCGUUGUAUCUCAACAAAGACAUCAUUAUGAGCUCCUAUCAACUUUACCGAAAUACAACUUUAGGUCAUACAUUGCAGGAAAGUCUAGAUGAACUCAUUCAGUUGGGCCAGAUUACUCCACAGCUUGCUCUUAAAGUCCUUCUGCAGUUUGAUAAAGCAAUCAACUUGGCACUAGCAAGUAGAGUUAAAAAUAGAAUCACAUUCAAGGGCAAGUUAAAUACCUACAGAUUUUGUGAUAAUGUAUGGACAUUUGUGUUGAAUAAUGCGGAAUUUAAAGAUGUACAAGAACUAGCCAAAGUUGACAAGGUGAAAAUAGUGGCAUGUGAUGGAAAAGGUGCAGAAAAAUGAUCAGACAAAGAUGCUAUUUGGCCUUGGAUUUAUAUGGUCUCAGAAAACAAGACUUUUUGCUCAUCUGCAGGUGGAUGAACAGUAAAGCCAUACAACAGGGGGGGUUUAUAUCAUGUUUUACAGGUAGAACUUCUGUGUCAUUCUUGGAUCAGUUAUUUGAUGUUGGAACAGUUCUGGAAGGAAAGUUUACCACUGUGUUUUGAAUCCCGGGUUGUAAAGACUGAUUUCUUUAUAACAGAUAGGAAGAUUGGAAAAUUGUUAAACUGUUUUGUCUUUCUUUAUUAUUAUUAUAUACCUUAACUUAGUAUUAACCAGUCAUUAGAUGGUUUACUGUAAAAAAUAUUUCUUGUCUUAGUUGAUUUAUACCCCAAUUACAUAUGGUGUGCUCUAUGUGAGAAAUACCUGAAAAUUUCAGUGAAAUAGAUAUUUCAUUGCCAAACUGUUUUUAUUGAUGUGAUUUGGACAACUCAGACAGGAAAUUUCUAUUGGUCUAGAUCUGGUUUUUUUAUGUUGACAUAUUAUUUGGCACCAUACAGGCGCCAAGAAAGAGCGGCUACAUUUGAUCUACUAGUACUACUUCAUGUAAAAGACAUUUCUGAAUCAAAAUAAUAUAGAAUGGAAUGAUUUUAUACUUAAUUCAUACAAACUGUGUUGGUUAUUACUAACGAAAAAUAAGUCAUUAGACGUCUGCGCAUCCCUAAGUUACCCGUGGGAUGUGUUACUUCGCGUUUUAUGCACUGUUAAAACACAGUUUCGCAUUAUAGUCAUGUUAUCAGUCAUCUACUAUAAUUGGUGCCAUGCUUGCACCAUGAAAUAGUGCUUCUACUUCUAUACACAAAACACAUAUUAAAAUCGAAAUGAUAUUUAGCAGAACUAUGUGUUAACAUAUCCCAACAGUAUGAAUUGGUCAAACACUGUGUGUAUAAUUCACUUUGGCAGCAUCCUAGUGAAUUUAUUCUGCGUGCUAAUUAACAUUGUUUUGUUUUGAUAUGUUAAAACAUGGCUCUGUUAUAUAAUAUUUCUUGAUAACAGUUCAUGGUAUUACUAACAUAAAGUAACUUUUAAGAGAUUUUUAAUUGAACAUUAAGUCAUUAAUCCAAUAUUUGUUUAAGCUUUUUGCUUAAAUGUGUAGGCAGAAGAAUUUUCUAGGAUGUUAUUUUUUUCUCUCAACAAUGUAAAAAUUUUAAUGUUUUCAUAAUUAUGAUGUAUUUAUUUUCUUCUUUGCUGUAUGUGGAGGGACUUGUGAAUUGGUUUAAAAGGUAUGUUAUGUACAUGAUGCAAAUAAAUAUGAAUGUUAAUUUUAUCAUUGUGCAUGUAAUGUAUAUAAGUACUUCUCCUUUUUUGCAUAUACAUGUAUCUGGCUUAGAAAAAUAGUAAACUAAGAAAUGUCAGUCCGUCCGAUUGAUAACUGUAGAUUGUGUAUGUGCAGGAACUUCAAAUUUGGUAGGCAGGAUGGUCCUGACCGGCAGAUGACCGCUAUUGAUUUUGGAAUUUUUUGCUCAAAGGUCAAGAUCAUGGUGACCUUGAGCUGAAAAUCGGUUUUCAAUCAAUAACUAAAGAACAUGUUGGCCUAUAAUCUCUAAACUUCAUAUGUUGUUGUCUGUGGCCAGUAGAUGACCCAUAUGGUUUUGGGGUCUGUAGGUUAGAGGUCAAAGUCACAGUGACUUUGAAACUGAAAAUGUUUUCUGCACAAAUACAAAAGAACAAAUUGGCCUAGUCAUCAAAUUUCAUAAGAUGUUUGCCUUUAGUUAAUAGACUAGUCCAGUUGUUUAGGGAGUCAGUAGGUCAAAGGUCAAGGUCACAAUAACUUGAAAACUGAAAACAGUUUCAACCACUAAACACUAAAGAAGGCAUUGGCCUGCAGUUGGUAUUCUUAAUAGGAAGAUAGGAAGUGGUUAGCAGAUGGUUCCUAUUGUUUUUUGGGGGUAAGUAGGUCAAAGGUUAAGGUCACUGUGACCUCAAGACUGAAGAUAGUUUCUGCUUAUUAAAUGAAGAACCAUAUAGCCUAAUGCCUUCAAACUUAAUAGGAUGAUUGCCUGUGAUCAGAGGAUGACCCUUAUUAUGUUGAGUUCAGUAGGUCAAAGGGCAAAGUCAUACUGACCUCAGGGUUGAAAAUGGGAGAGGCCAUCAUGGCGGUGGGGUGCAUUCUUGUUUUGCAUACAGGUUUUGUUUAAUUUCAUUUUGUUAUGUUGUCUUGGUAAAAGUUUUUUAAUGUGUUUUUCUCAUUUUUUGUCUUCUUCUGUUACACUGUGCUAUGUACUUGAAAUUGUUUUGAUACGAAGUAUCUUAAUAAAUAUAAAGUAGUAAUUUGGUAAAAUGAAAAUAAAAUUGUCAUAAAAAGUU